AAGGGUAUCAAAAUACAUUAUUUGAGUAUAAAAACUACUGUAAGCUAAGGAUAAGUAUCAGUUGGUUUGGUUUUAAAAUAAAGAACAAACAUGGUUUUUAAGGAAGUUUGUGUCAUCGUCUUCUCGAUUGCAAUCUGUACAGCUACCAACCCAAUAAAUUAUGCAGCCUACCAACAACAUCCGAGCUCCGCAGUGGUAACGCAAGUAGUACAGCCUGCAGCUAUAGUUCAACGUACAGCAGCAGUAGUCCAACCAGCACUAGUACAACCAGCCUUAGUCCAACCGGCAGUAGCUUCAGUAAACGUUCCAGUAGUUCAAACACGAGUAGAACCUUACGAUCCUAAUCCACAAUACAGUUAUGCCUAUUCCGUAAAUGAUCAAAACACAGGAGACUCCAAGAGCCAACACGAAACAAGAAGCGGGGACGUAGUACGAGGACAAUACAGUCUAACGGAUCCAGAUGGCAGCCGUAGAACCGUCGACUACGCUGCUGAUCCUCAAAACGGAUUCAACGCCAUCGUUCAAAGAACUAUCGCUCUCCGACCACACUAAAUUUGCAGUCAGUACCAUUUUCUUAUAAGUUAAAAAUGAUUUGGUCUUUCUAGCUUUCUGUGUUUGUAAUAUCGAUGAAUAGAAAAUAAAGUUAUUGUUUACAUAGUAUAAAGGUUAAAAUCAAUU
Molecule: messenger RNA, 678 nt
Organism: Diabrotica balteata
Lineage: Eukaryota; Metazoa; Arthropoda; Insecta; Coleoptera; Chrysomelidae
Source: the annotation of a GenBank genome assembly